Messenger RNA from Prorocentrum cordatum, 345 nucleotides. The record is from the annotation of a GenBank genome assembly. Lineage: Eukaryota; Dinophyceae; Prorocentrales; Prorocentraceae.
GGAGCGUUCGCCGCCGUGGAGGGCCCGCUCGCACCCGUCGCGGCCCCGCUCGCCGCCGCGGAGGGCGCACAGACCGCGCAGCAGGCCGUGGAGGGCCCGCUCGCACCCGUCGCGGCCCCGCUCGCCGCCGCGGAGGGCGCGCAGACCGCGCAGCAGGGAACGUUCGCCGCCGUGGAGGGCCCGCUCGCACCCGUCGCGGCCCCGCUCGCCGCCGCGGAGGGCGCACAGACCGCGCAGCAGGGCGCGCUCGCCGCCGCGGAGGGCUUGUUCGCCGCCGUCGCGGCCCUGCUCGCCGCCGUCGCAGCCACACUCGCCGCCACAGUGGGCGCCCAGCCCGCGCCGCAG